Diorhabda sublineata is the source of this 354-nucleotide messenger RNA. RefSeq lists its product as uncharacterized. The transcript has 3 exons. The coding region runs from base 1 to 354 and encodes 117 amino acids. The record is from RefSeq and is a predicted model, not a curated record. Lineage: Eukaryota; Metazoa; Arthropoda; Insecta; Coleoptera; Chrysomelidae.
AUGAUGUGGUUUCUAAAAUCGAUACUUUCACUUAUAAUAAGUAUCCAACGUUCCCAAGCAUCAAUUUCCAGACUCGCCGAUAGAAUUUUAAGAUGGCAACCGAUGUACAUUUUAGGCAGAUUAACGUACUGUGUUUACCUCGGCCAUUUCACUUUAUUAAUGUCGAAGGCAGCAGUAACGAGAACCCCAGUAUAUGUCAACUAUAUUUUAAUUAUACACAAUGUUAUAGGCGAUUUAAUAAUGUCAUAUAUACUCGCAUUUUUUAUUACUAUAUUAUUAGAAAUGCCAAUUUCGUCUUUACAAAGAUUAUUCAUACCACCACCUUCUAUUAAUGACGAAAACAAAAAUAAAUAA